AUGUUCUUCUUCUUCGUCUUCGGCGAACACACCUUUCGCAAGCCGGUCCCCGGCUACGAAAACAUCGUCUGCCAAUGCUACAACUGCGGUAACAUGUCUGGUCGCGUGCUCAAGUCCAAUCCGUGGUUCACCCUGUGCUGGAUCCCCAUCAUUCCUCUCUCCAUAAAGGGAUACAAAGACGUUUCCUGCCACAUUUGCAAUUUCCGACAACCCCUCGAGAAUAGGCCCGACGUUACGGCCAUGGCGAACGGUCAUGCUCCCCUUCCUCCUGGUCCCCCGGGUCCUCCGCAUCAGGGAUGGCAUGGGGGUCCGGCCCAGGGGCCCGCGACGUAUGCUUAA
This is a messenger RNA of Scedosporium apiospermum, 339 nucleotides long. RefSeq lists its product as uncharacterized. The transcript is spliced from 2 exons. The record is from RefSeq and is a predicted model, not a curated record. The coding region runs from base 1 to 339 and encodes 112 amino acids. NCBI's taxonomy places the organism in Eukaryota, Fungi, Ascomycota, Sordariomycetes, Microascales, Microascaceae.